UAUUAUAAUGUUUCCAUUUACUCCAUCGAUAAGCAAAGUCAAUGAUGAGGAAGUGAAAAGUGAAAAAUCUGAAUUUAUUCUCGAUAUUAAAAAUAUUACUGCAGCUACUGCAUCGAUUAAUAUUUCUGGCAUUAGUAAUCAAAUUUCGCAAUAUACUACUACUCUAUCAUCAAAAAAAAUCUCCGAUCAAUAA
Racocetra fulgida is the source of this 193-nucleotide messenger RNA. The record is from the annotation of a GenBank genome assembly. NCBI's taxonomy places the organism in Eukaryota, Fungi, Glomeromycota, Glomeromycetes, Diversisporales, Gigasporaceae.